Messenger RNA from Bursaphelenchus xylophilus (pine wood nematode), 234 nucleotides. NCBI's taxonomy places the organism in Eukaryota, Metazoa, Nematoda, Chromadorea, Rhabditida, Aphelenchoididae. The record is from the annotation of a GenBank genome assembly.
AUGUUCCGUUUCACCUUCAGCAUUCUUUUCCUCGCUAUUCUCGCUGUCUUCGUCUCAGCACGACCUCAGCUGCUGGCAACUGAGACUACCAGUGUCAACGGAGCCCCGGUGGGCGGAUCGAUCAGCUCGCCUUUAGGAACUAUCGGAACUGGAGUCAAUAGUGGUGUUGGAACCUAUGGCGGAGUCGGAUACCCGGCACAAGUCGGCGUUUCGAGGACGGAAGUUUUGGGAUAA